This is a messenger RNA of Cryphonectria parasitica EP155, 225 nucleotides long. RefSeq lists its product as uncharacterized. Lineage: Eukaryota; Fungi; Ascomycota; Sordariomycetes; Diaporthales; Cryphonectriaceae. The transcript has a single exon. The record is from RefSeq and is a predicted model, not a curated record. The annotation marks the transcript as partial.
UAUAAGCUUUCUCUAUGCAACUACUUGAAAUAUCAGAAUAAUUCCAACAUGCAUAUCCAGGAUAUUAAGAAUAUAUUUGAUUCUUUUGAAAGCUUUGAGAAAGCUCUCAAGGAAACCUUUAAUAAUCUUAAUGAAAAAUAUACUAUAGCUCAGCAGCUUAUAAAUCUCAAGCAGACCAAGUUAGCUUCUGCUUAUAUAAUUAGAUUUAAGCAACUUUCAGCAUAA